ACAGCUCUCUCUGCUUCUGUAUUAAUUAUGCAAAUUCAUGUUUAUCCCCAGGAAUUUGUGGCAAUGGAAGGGGUCAAAUUCUCUGUCAACUUGUAGAAGCCAGAAGCAUUCCUGGAAGUCAUGGGUUUGAAAGCCUCUACUUCAUAAUAGGUAUUAUUAGAAGCACAGAAAGAUUUGGUGGACUACAAAGGGCUUGGUAUAAGUGUUCUUGAAAUGAGCCAUCGUUCCUCAGAUUUCACAAAAAUUUUAAAUACAACCGAAAAUCUCAUGCGUGAAUUGCUAAAUAUACCAGACAACUACAAAGUUCUUUUCCUUCAAGGAGGUGGAUCUGCUCAGUUCAGUGCAGUCCCACUUAACCUUAUCGGUUUAAAGGAGGGAAGACAGGCAGAUUAUGUGGUUACUGGAGGUUGGUCAGCAAAAGCUGCUAAAGAAGCGGAGAAAUAUGCUAAAGUGAAUAUCAUUCAUCCGAAACUGGGAGCCUAUACAAACAUUCCUGACCCAAGCACUUGGAAUCUUAAUCCAGAUGCAUCUUACAUCUAUUAUUGUGCUAAUGAAACUGUCCACGGUGUGGAGUUUGACUUCGUACCUGAUGUCAAAGGAGCAGUUUUGGUUUGUGAUAUGUCAUCAAACUUCCUGUCCAGACCCGUGGAUGUUUCCAAGUUUGGUGUGAUUUUUGCUGGUGCUCAGAAAAAUGUUGGCUGUGCUGGAGUUACUGUUGUAAUAGUACGUGAGGAGUUGCUGGGAUUUGCACUGAAGGAAUGCCCUAUUGUACUGGAUUACAAAACACAGGCAGCGAAUAGCUCUUUGUAUAACACUCCACCAUGCUACAGUAUUUAUAUCAUGGGAUUGGUACUGGAAUGGAUAAAGAAUAAUGGUGGAGCUGCAGCUAUGGAUAAACUUAGUUUAAUCAAAUCAAGAAUGAUUUAUGAUAUUAUAGACAAAUCUGAUGGAUUUUAUGCAUGUCCAGUGGAGAGAAAGAACCGAAGCAGAAUGAAUGUUCCUUUCCGUAUUGGCAGUGUUAAGGGUGAUGAAGCCCUGGAAAAGAAAUUUCUUGAGAAGGCUGUGGAACUUAACAUGAUAUCUCUGAAAGGACAUCGAUCUGUGGGAGGAAUCCGUGCCUCUUUAUAUAAUGCGGUGACUGUAGAAGAUGUUCAGAAGCUUGCAACAUUCAUGAGAAGCUUCAUGCAGAUGCAUCAGUCAUAAAUGCCCAUGGGUUAGAACCAUGCUGCACAUCUAUGAAAUAAAAGCUAAAGAGUUUGAAAGUUGCUGUGGUACUGCACAGCUAUAGCACACAAGUUGUAUUUUCUUUUAGUUCCUGUAGUUACUUCAGUUAACUGCGUGGGAUUGAGGCCCAGUCUUGCAAUGACUUGUCAAUCUUGUCUUUGCUGAAGGUGAGGAUCCCUAGACUGAUCACGAUUAGUUCCAAAAUUUGAAAAACAGUAUUCUCAGUGUGUAGUUAAAACAUGAGUAGCAUUGUAAGGUGCUAUGGAUCUGAGUCUGUUUCUUGCUUCUAGUCACAAAUAACUUCAGCAAUGUCUUGUUUUCAAUAAACUUCAGAAAGCAAAAUUUGUCAUAAACUUUCUGUAAUGCUUUACAAAUACUCUGUGACUGCACAAUGAAGCUAAUGUGGUCCCUAAGGACAUCUAGUUGCCUUAUUGGAUAUAUUCCAACAGUAUACCACCAGCAGUAUUUAGGAGUUAAUAUUGGUGUUCCUACCUUGAAAACCCUACCUUCAGACUACUCCUCCCGUGCUUGAAGUACUGUCAUAACAAUUGCAAAUAGCUAACUGUGGUUAAAGUCUGUAGGACUGGGCCUCUUUUCCUAUUAUCAUUUAUUAGUUUAAAGCUAAGAUUCAUGAGUCUGAUUAAAUCAAUUUAUAAGAUUUUUUUACUUCUCAAUGCAUUUUGUAUAUUAAAAUCCUAGAUUAUUAAUUUUAUAUUCUUAUUUUGUAGUAUGCAUAUUUGCUGCUGCCAAAAACUUGUUCUUAAUUUGUUAACUUUGUGCCAAACUGAAUUGCUGUAUUCCACUCAAUGGACUGGUGACUUUCUCUGCGCUGACUUCCUAACCCAAAAUGCAGCAGACCUUCUUGUCUGGUGCUUCUUAAAUGUCUUCACUCUCCAAUUGCUCCAGUACUUUUUCUGCCUUUUCGUUGUUUCAGUUCUGUAGGCUUUUGUAUGUGGAACUUUGUCCAGCUGUAGUAAAUGCAAGUCUUGACUUCUCUGCCUUUUCCUGACACUAUGUCAUACUUUUGGUCCUACAGUCUCACUUGAUCCUUCUGCCUUAUUGCAGACUUUGAUACUCUGGGCUAGAGAAGGAACUAUGGUUAUGCAAAGAUCUUCAGAAGAUCUUCUGAUAUAGUACCCUUGAGUUACUUUCCCUUCUCAACUUGUGACUUUACUGCCAAUGACCAUAUAUUGACACUAACCUCCUAUUUUAACUUGCAUAGAAGCUAUCUCCUACUAUCACAGUGUUUAUCAUUACUGCAGCUAGUUUUGGACUGUAAACUCUUUGGUACAGAAUGGGGAUUUUUUUUUUUUUUGGAUUUUUAUGUAAUGUCAGUACAGUAGUAACAAUUUAAUAAUGAUAAUGAUGUAUUGUCCCUUUCUUGAUGGAACUUCACAGCAAAUCAGUGGAAUGUGCUGGGUUUUAGUUACAUUCCUAUCUGAUAAGUCAUCAUUUUAAGACUACUGUUUUGAAUUUUUUAUAAACUUAGUGUAACUCAAAGUAAUUAAAAAAAUUAUGUGAAGAAAAUAAAA
Molecule: messenger RNA, 2756 nt
Organism: Pipra filicauda (Wire-tailed manakin)
Lineage: Eukaryota; Metazoa; Chordata; Aves; Passeriformes; Pipridae
Gene: PSAT1
Product: phosphoserine aminotransferase 1
Exons: 9
Coding region: 214-1203 (329 amino acids)
Biological process (GO): L-serine biosynthetic process
Cellular component (GO): cytoplasm
Molecular function (GO): O-phospho-L-serine:2-oxoglutarate transaminase activity; pyridoxal phosphate binding
Source: RefSeq, a predicted model, not a curated record